UCUGUGUGAGCCAACAUGUCGGCUGUGAAGUCCCGGUUUCCUGUCAAAAGUUUAGCGGUUCAGCUGUACUGGUGCGACGGGCAGGAUGUUUGAACGUAGCGCAGACACGCUGACAUAUUUGAAACAGGCCUUAGCAUGUGUAGUCUUUGUCUGGGCCGUGUUUGCUAAGUGCGAACAGGUCGACUCUGCCAGAUGUCUCAUCUGGGGUCCGGGACUUGAACGCGACGUAGUUGUACCUGUCCGCUACUUCUUCAUCCAGGCCGUCGACUUUCAAGGACAAAACCUCACUUUGUCUCCAGGAAAAGACACAUUUCAAGUCAGGAUAAGUUCACUGGGGAAGGAGGAGCACAUCCGCGUCCACGUCCCUCCGCCUCUGGACAGAGGAGAUGGAUCUUUUCUGGUGCGGUACCGCCUGUACAACACGGCCCAAACAGGACUGAAAGUGGACGUCUUCCACCGUGAUGCUGCUGUCGCUGAGUCGCCCUACGUCAUCCAAGGGCCCGUCUAUGACGAGUACUGCAAGUGUCCCGAAGCGGACGCCUCCGCCUGGCAGAGUGUCAUGCAGUGUCCCCUCGCUGAGCCUCAGAUUGUGGCCGACUUUCAGUCUUUCCCCACCAUCGACCUUCAGCUUCUCAGGGAGGAAGUGCCUCAGCGCUUUGCAAAGCGAGGAGGACUCAUUCACUAUGCAAUCAUCAACAAUCAGCUGUUCCGGCGCAGCCUGGGGAAAUACACCGACUUCAAGAUGUUCUCUGAUGAAAUGCUGCUGUCCCUGACGAGGAAGGUGAGGGUACCCGAUGUGGAGUUUUACAUCAACGUCGGCGACUGGCCUCUGGAGACCAGGGCGGCUGAUGCAAGUCCUGUUCCGGUCCUGUCCUGGUGCGGUUCUACGGACACACGAGACAUCGUCCUCCCCACCUAUGACGUCACACAUUCCACCCUGGAGACCAUGAGAGGUGUCACCAAUGACCUGCUCUCCAUUCAAGGCCAUACAGGCCCCCCAUGGGAAAACAAAACGGAUCAGGCCUUUUUCCGUGGCCGUGAUAGCAGAGAGGAGCGUCUCCAGUUGGUGUCUUUGUCCAAGAAACAUCCCAAGCUCGUGGAUGCAGGAAUCACCGGCUGGUUCUUUUUCCGAGACCAAGAGAAAGAUGUUGGCAAAGCUGCGCUUGUGGGAUUCUUUGACUUCUUUAAGUACAAGUACCAGGUCAACAUGGACGGUACUGUGGCAGCGUAUCGUUUUCCAUACCUCAUGCUUGGCAACAGCCUGGUUCUGAAGCAGGACUCUCACUACUAUGAACAUUUCUACCGCCGUCUCCAAGCCGGCACCCACUACAUCCCUUUCCGGAGGAACCUGUCUGACCUGCUGGAAAAAAUCCAGUGGGCCAAAGAGAACCAGUCCGAGGCCCGGAAGAUCACCAACGCGGGUCAGGCUGCAGCCCGCCAGCUGCUGGAGCCCAGCAAGCUGUACUGUUACUACUACCAAGUACUGCUCAUGUACGCCCAGCGCCAAGCAGGGCAGCCACGCCGCCACACUGACAUGGAGGCGGUGCUUCAGACGGAUCAGCACACAACUGAGUGCACGUGUCAACGUGAAAAAAGCACGGGGAAAGAUGAGCUAUGACCAAGCUUCAUCGGUCUUCAAUAUUAAUCAGUCUUGCAUCAAUAUUAACAUAGUAACAUAGUAUAAACAUAGUAACCCGUCCUUCAUCAGUAUUCAUCAUAAACAUAGUUCAGUAUUAAUCAUAUAAUAUUAAUAAUAAAAAAUAGUAAGCAGUCUUCCGUCAAUAUUAAUAAUAAAAAGAGUAAUUUUUCUAUCAAUAUUAAUAAUAUAACAGUAACUAGUCUUUUGUCAAUAAAAAUAGCAACUGGUCUUCAGUUAAUAUGAAUAAAAAUAGGAACGAGUCUUCAAUCUGUAUUAAUAAUAAAAUUAGUAAAAAGUAUUCUGUCAACAGAAAUAAUAAAAAUAGAAACCAGUCUUCUGUCAAUAUUAAUAAUCAAAAUAACUAGAAAUGUGCAUUUUCAGAAGAAAUUGCGUGUGAAUGCUGGCAAAUGUGUGAAUGGUGAAGCCGAACCGCAACGCUGCACUCGCUGUCGAAUCCUGCAGCCAAACUCUGACUAGCUGGUACUGGACUGAAAUGCUGUUUCUAGCAUGCUAACUGUUAGCAUGGACAACACUGUAUGUACUGUAUGUAAGUUCAUCCAUCUUCUAUGCCGCUUAUCCUCACAAGGGUCUCGGGUAUGCUGGAGGCUAUCCCAGCUGACUUUGGGCAAGAGGCGGGGUACACUUGGACUGCUUGAUGUAAGUUCAUAUUUCUGAAAAUAUAUGAACAUGCAAGCAAUGCGAACACACCUACUAUUAUUAGCUUGUUAGCACCCAGCACAGUUAGUUGAACACACAACAAAUGGCGGGGAUCACAACACAACACUAUCACAAAACGCUAACAGUUAUUUCAUGAAUUCAGUGGGGUUGCUCACCUCCUUAUAUCAAAAUGCUGGCACUUGAAACAUUCUUUGGCUCCAUUUUGGGUUAAUAUGGGUUAUGUUAUUAUAUUUGGUGAGAAACACGAAUGAAUUCAAGAAAUGACUCAUGGCAGAACAGAAAGGUGGUGUCCGUGUGGUGUCCCGCUGCCACAUCGUGUCUUUGGGAACACUCAUCAAGAUUCACGCCUUCAAUCAAGGUAAAAGUAACCUUCAAUGUCUCUCUCCAACCCUUUCAUUCAUCAUUUAUAUGCAUUUAGAAUUGUAAUCUAUAAAAAUGUGUUUUGUGUUAA
Messenger RNA from Dunckerocampus dactyliophorus (ringed pipefish), 2768 nucleotides. RefSeq names its product protein O-glucosyltransferase 3 (gene poglut3). NCBI's taxonomy places the organism in Eukaryota, Metazoa, Chordata, Actinopteri, Syngnathiformes, Syngnathidae. Gene Ontology annotation, molecular function: protein binding; glucosyltransferase activity. The transcript has 6 exons. Gene Ontology annotation, cellular component: endomembrane system. The coding region runs from base 86 to 1618 and encodes 510 amino acids. The record is from RefSeq and is a predicted model, not a curated record.